CUCGCUGGGACACGGUCCUUUUCCGCCUGGCUACUGCUGACGAUGAUGCGCUCUCUCACGCUAUCAUGCAUCCACCCCUCAAAAGUCACCGACCUUGUGUGCCCCCCUUGGUUUGACUGCGCGUCGUGUCUUCCUCGUGUGCUUUCUUUUCUCAACCAUACUCGACCACACCCUUAACUUCCCUCCGCAUUCCGCCCCUCCUGUCGUUCAGCAACCGGGACUACUUUGCAGCCUCUAAAACCCUCUACUAGUAUUCAGCAAUGGUUGGAGGUAGACGCAGACUUCUCAGCACCGGCAACACCAAGGGCAAUAUCAACAGUUACGGCGACCCCGAACAAUUUACAAAGUACCAGCGUGUCGACCUGGAAAGCGGAUAUGGAGCUACCAACAAGAUCAAGCCGAGGCAGCGGUUUCGCGAUGCCAUUGAGCAGACGUUGAGGAACAACCACGCGAAUGGCCUGAAGCGCAAGCUGAUCGAUAGCAUCGACCACGACGCGUUUGAAGUAUACAGGAAAAGCGAAGAGAGCCUCAAAAGCAUAAAGAAUAAGCAAGUACGCAAAUUCUACGAGGAACAAAACGAACGCAUCGACGACUGGGCUGAGGUGGACAUGGUCGUGACCUCACUCGCCGACGACGUUGUCGACAGCAUGAACCCCCGGGAUACUGAUCACGACGGUGUAGCCGAGGACAGAGGGCCCUUAGGUCUCAGCGGAGAAGAUUUGGAACCAUUCCUACCCGAAGACGAGCGCGAGAAACGCCGAAAGUCAGCCAAGCACGUGAAAUGGGCCAUCAACAUCAAUGUCCUGGUCAAUAUUCUCCUGCUCGCUGCCAAGGGCGUUGCAGCCAUCUGGUCAAAGUCGCUAUCCUUGAUCGCGUCACUUGUUGACUCCGCUCUCGACUUGCUUUGCACAGUCAUCAUCUGGACUACGAACAAGCUAGUGGGCUGGCGUCUGCAGGCCCUGAAGAAAAGAUUCCCUAUUGGUCGCAAGCGUUUCGAGCCCAUUGGCAUCCUCGUCUUCUCUAUCAUCAUGGUGAUUUCGUUUCUUCAAAUCCUUCAAGAGUCAGUAAAGAAGCUGCUGCCCAGUGGUGACCACAGCGUAGCCAUGCUCCCACCUGCAGCCAUAUUCUCAAUGGUAUCCACCAUUGUUGUCAAGGGAACAAUUUGGAUUGGAUGCGCCAGGGUCAAGACAACACAAGUGCAGGCACUCGCCCAGGAUUGCAAGACAGAUGUUUACUUUAAUACCUUGUCCCUUCUGUUUCCCCUGAUUGGUGCCCAGGUCAAUGUCUGGUGGCUCGAUCCUGUCGGUGCUGCUUGCCUUUCCCUGUACAUCAUCUACGACUGGGCAUGCACCUGUCUUGAAAACGUUGCUCGUCUUACUGGAGAAGCUGCUGAUACCCGCACAGAGCGCAAGAUGAUGUUCAUGGCAUACCGCUUUGCACCACUUGUUCAAGGUUUCAAGAGCAUCAAGGUCUACCACGCUGGUGACGGCGUCUGUGUAGAGAUUGACGUGCUCAUGAAAGAGAACACUCCGUUGAGGACAUGUCAUGACAUUGCAGAAACCCUGCAGUAUUGUCUUGAGGGGUUGAAGGAGGUAGAUCGUGCCUUUGUUACAAUGGAUUACACGGAUCAAGGCCCCACGGGUCACGCAGAGAACUAAACACUUGAUUUUGAAUAACUUUGUUCAAUUUGGACAAUGCACUAGCAUAGCAUGCAAGGCGUUUCAUGCUAGCGUUCGAUUUCCUGAUAUAUGCAUGUGAACCCUGUUCCAAAAUCACGCAUACUUUAUCAUGUGGUUUGUAGCAUAUAUGAACAUCUCAAUCGCAUAGCGGUGUUGUGAAUAAAUCCUUGUAAUAAAGAAGUUUCCAAGCAAUGUAUGCACAUUGAC
This is a messenger RNA of Bipolaris sorokiniana ND90Pr, 1886 nucleotides long. RefSeq lists its product as uncharacterized. Gene Ontology annotation, cellular component: membrane. Gene Ontology annotation, biological process: monoatomic cation transport; transmembrane transport. Gene Ontology annotation, molecular function: monoatomic cation transmembrane transporter activity. Bases 261 to 1658 code for a protein of 465 amino acids. The transcript is spliced from 5 exons. The record is from RefSeq and is a predicted model, not a curated record. NCBI's taxonomy places the organism in Eukaryota, Fungi, Ascomycota, Dothideomycetes, Pleosporales, Pleosporaceae.